This is a messenger RNA of Oncorhynchus masou masou (cherry salmon), 990 nucleotides long. RefSeq names its product mas-related G-protein coupled receptor member A-like. Gene Ontology annotation, molecular function: G protein-coupled receptor activity. Gene Ontology annotation, biological process: G protein-coupled receptor signaling pathway. Lineage: Eukaryota; Metazoa; Chordata; Actinopteri; Salmoniformes; Salmonidae. Gene Ontology annotation, cellular component: membrane. The transcript is spliced from 3 exons. The coding region runs from base 1 to 990 and encodes 329 amino acids. The record is from RefSeq and is a predicted model, not a curated record.
AUGAUAGGUAUCGUGGUGGACUGGCUCAUAUUCCUCAUAGGAUUUCCUGCCGUCUGUCUGGCCAGUUAUGCCCUGUUCAGUUUGGUCAAAGCCGGCCGAGUGGCUCCUGUCUACGUGAUCAACCUGCUCAUCUCAGACCUUCUCCAGAUCACCAUGACGCUGGUCUUCAUUUUCAGUAGGUUCUUUGACACCACAUGUUUGCCUUUCAUGAUGGCCCGCUGCCUGUCAAGGAUCUUUGUUCGCCUGGGCCUCUGCACCAGCCUGGGCUUCAUGUUGUUGAUCUCCCUGGAGAGGUACAUGGUGGUGGUCUGUCCUCUGUGGUACCGCCUCCGACGCUCAGUGAAAAACUCCACCCUGGUCUCUCUGAGCCUCUGGGCACUGGCACUGGUUUACGUUACCUUUGAUUACAUAUUCUUGAUCGACAUGCGGUACUCACUGACAAUUUUCUCUACCAUCUCCCUGUUGCCUGCCCCUUUCCUGGUGUUGCUGUUCUUGGUCACUCAGAGGGCCCUCUCCAGGAGUAUGGCUUUCAGGGGGGCAGAAAGAAGGAGAAGGAUUCUGGGAACUCUGGGUCUGGUCCUGGGCAGUUAUACACUCCUCUUCCUCCCGUACAGCAUCAGGAAUCUGUACUACUCCAUCAAGCCCCAUGCCCCCUCAGUGUCAGACCCAGUCAGGGACCUGUCCUCUGUGAUAACCAGUGCCUUGUUGUACCUAAGCCCUCUCACUGACUGCUUUCUCUAUAUCUUCAUGAGGAGGGACCUCAGAGACACUGUGGAUGCCUUCCCCUGCUGCAGGAGGCUGCUCAAUGUGGGAGAUGUGAAACAGGACGCCAUGGAAGGCCACAAUACCCAGUUCAUUGAGAGUGAUGGGAGAGCCCUCCAGUGGCUCCUCAGGAAGAGUGACAACAGAUAUCACAUCCUCAAUGUCACUCAGGUCAUAGAGCUUCUGGAGAGGAUUGAGUUGAUGGUAAAAGCGAUAUUCAGGGAGUGA